UUGUUGUUUAUCUUCAACAGUAUAGCCACUAGUAUCUUGAUUUUUCAUUGGGAGUUGAGGGAAUAUGGAGAGUUCGCUUGGGCUUUUGUUGGUGCUAAUAAGUUCCGUGGCCAUUCAUAUUGGUCAAGCUCAAGACCAAAAAGAGUUCAUCAGUUUGGAUUGCGGGCUACCUGCGAAUGAACUGUCUCCUUAUAAGGAGGCUCAUACUAAACUGUUGUUCUCUUCCGAUGAAAAUUUCAUACAGAGCGGAAAAAAUGGUCGAGUCCAAGCAAACCGAGAGAGAGAAUUCUUGAAACCAUACAGAACGCUGAGAUAUUUUCCAAAUGGAACACGAAACUGUUACAGCCUAACUGUGGAGAAGGGCAGGAAUCAUUUGAUAAGGGCUUUCUUUACCUAUGCAAAUUAUGACGGUUUUGACAAUAACCCUAAUUUUGAUUUGUAUCUCGGACCUAAUCUGUGGGAAACAAUAGAUUUUCAAGGACAAGUGAAAAGUGUACGGGCCGAGAUGUUGCACAUUCCAACAUCAAACUCGUUGCAGAUUUGUCUCGUUAAGACAGGGACGACUAUUCCGUUCAUAUCCACCUUGGAGAUACGGCCAAUGGGAAAUGAUAGUUAUGUCACUGAUUCUGGUUCCCUUAAUCUUUUCUUUCGGAGAUAUUUUACCGAGUCAAAGAAUUACAUAAGGUACGCGAACGAUAUCUAUGAUCGGGCAUGGCUUCCAUACUUCCAGACGGAAUGGACUCAGAUUUCCACCACUCUCCAAGUGAACAAUUCAAAUUCUUAUAUUCCACCGAAAGAUGCGCUCUCAACUGCUGCAAUACCUACUAAUUCUAGUGCGCCACUGACAAUCCAAUGGAAUUCUAGUUACGUUAAUAACCAAUAUUACUUUUACAUACAUUUCGCUGAGAUCCAAGAGUUGAAGAAAAAAGAUAGUAGGGAGUUCAACAUAACUUGGAAUGGAAAAGUCAUACUCAGCUCAUUUAUUCCUCCAAAAUUUCGUGCACAUACUGUCUUUGCCGAGUCGCCGGGAACUUGUGAUGGAGGGGAUUGCAGUCUCCAGCUGAUAAGAACUAACAGAUCAACUCUUCCACCUCUGCUUAGCGCUCUUGAGGUCUACACAGUUAUCCAGUUUCCCCAGUCUGAAACAAAUGAAAUCGACGUAAUUGCUGUUCAAAACAUCAAAAUCACCUAUGGGAUAAGUAGAAUCAGCUGGCAAGGAGAUCCAUGCGUCCCUCAAUGGCUUAUGUGGGACGGCUUAAGCUGCAGCACCACGGAUAUGUCUACACCACCAAGAAUCACUCAUUUAAACUUGUCUUCAAGUGGUCUAACUGGAACCAUAACGGAUGGCAUUAAGAAUCUUACAUCACUAGAAACUCUGGACCUGUCAAAUAAUAAUUUGAUUGGAGAGGUGCCGGACUUUUUAGGCAACAUGAAAUCUUUGGUGUUCAUAAACAUAAGCAUGAAUGAUCUUAGUGGUCUGAUUCCUCAGACUCUUCAGAGGAAAGGACUAAAGUUAUUUUCUCAAGGGAACCCAGGACUUUGUCUCUCGGGUUCAUGCCUACCUCCCAAACCCAAGUCAUUUCCAGUGGCAAUUAUCGUAUCAGUAUUAUCUGUGGCCAUAAGUAUCAUUGGUAUUUUGGUACUUACUUUGGUUUUAAGGAAGAAAAAUCCAUCAACUGUGGCAGCUCAGCGACGACCGCCUAGUAUAUCGUCUGUGAAUGUUACGUAUGCAAAUUCACCUGCUUCGUCAAUCCAAACCAAUAAGAGAAGUUUUACAUAUUCAGAGGUCAUUAGUAUGACAAACAACUUCCAAAGGGUUGUUGGGGAAGGAGGAUUUGGUAUUGUCUAUCACGGUGCUCUAAAUGUGUAUGGACAAGUAGCUGUUAAACUGCUUUCUCAAUCAUCCACACAAGGCUAUAAGGAAUUCAAGGCAGAAGUUGAUCUUCUUAUGAGAGUUCACCACACAAAUUUGGUAAGCCUGAUAGGAUAUUGUAAUGAAGGAGAUCACUUGGCUCUGAUAUACGAGUUUGUGCCCAAUGGGGACUUAAGACAACAUCUGUCUGGGAAAGGAGGAAGAUCCAUCAUCAAUUGGGGUACUCGGCUACGAAUAGUUGUGGAGGCUGCAUCAGGUUUGGAGUAUUUACACACUGGCUGCAUACCACCAAUGGUUCAUAGAGAUGUCAAAACCACAAACAUAUUGUUGGACGAGCGGUUUAAGGCCAGGCUUGCUGAUUUUGGGUUGUCGAGAUCUUUCCCAGUUGGAAAUGAAUCUCAUGUUUCGACGAUAAUUGCUGGUACUUCUGGAUAUCUUGAUCCCGAAUAUUACCGUACAAAUCGGUUGACCGAGAAGAGUGACGUGUACAGCUUCGGGAUUGUGUUACUAGAGAUGAUCACAAACCAACCCGUGAUUGACCAAUCCCGUGAAAAGUCUCACAUAACAGAGUGGGUUGGGUUUGAGGUAAAUAGCGGAGAUAUUAGGAGUAUCAUGGAUCCAAACCUUCAAGAAGACUACGACUCUGAUUCUGCAUGGAGAAUUUUUGACUUGGCAAUGUCAUGUGCAAAUGCUUCUUCCAAAAGACGUCCAAGCAUGUCUCAGGUUGUUGUGGAACUGAAAGAGUGUCUUGCGUCUGAAAUAUUGAGGAGAAAUAUGAUGAAUAGAGGCAGGAUGGAGGCUCGUAGUUCGGCUGAAGUGACCGUGCUCGUUGACACUGAGAUGUUUCCUGUAGCGAGAUAGGAUGACUCUUUAGGAUCUAAAGAACCUUGUGUAGUAAGCUUUUGGAUAUACAAGUAUUGCCCAAAAGAAUAGAACAAUACUCCCUCCGUUUCAAAUUAUAUGUCGUUCUAGAGCAAAAUUUUUGUUUCAAAAUAAGUGUCGUUUUCGAUUUUCAAUGCAAAAUUUAUUGAAAAUA
Messenger RNA from Raphanus sativus (radish), 2909 nucleotides. RefSeq names its product probable LRR receptor-like serine/threonine-protein kinase At5g59680. The transcript has 13 exons. Lineage: Eukaryota; Viridiplantae; Streptophyta; Magnoliopsida; Brassicales; Brassicaceae. Gene Ontology annotation, biological process: protein phosphorylation. The coding region runs from base 65 to 2734 and encodes 889 amino acids. Gene Ontology annotation, molecular function: protein binding; ATP binding; protein kinase activity. The record is from RefSeq and is a predicted model, not a curated record.